AUGACCACCACGGCAGGCGGCCCGGUCAGAUGCAAGGUCGAAUCUCCACCGCGCUGGCCAAGUGCAAAACAAGCUGCCAAUUUCAAAAGCGGCUGCGAGGCUGCGUCCAUUCCCGGCGCACGGUCGAAUAUGACCCCAUGGGCUAGCCCUCAGUGA
This is a messenger RNA of Penicillium oxalicum, 156 nucleotides long. RefSeq lists its product as uncharacterized. The transcript has a single exon. Bases 1 to 156 code for a protein of 51 amino acids. NCBI's taxonomy places the organism in Eukaryota, Fungi, Ascomycota, Eurotiomycetes, Eurotiales, Aspergillaceae. The record is from RefSeq and is a predicted model, not a curated record.